GUCUGCCACGUGAUACAAACAGGAAGUGUCGCUCUUCCCUGCAGCAGCUAUGGAUCCUUGGUUGUCCAUGUAUGAGUCCACCUAUCAACUCGCACGAGAGAUUACGGAGAAAGUCCAUAGGCGGAAUGUCUACCUACUUAAUAAAGAGAACCCAAUUAAGAUAAAUAUGACUGUGCGGCCUCUUAUGAAGCGGUUACACGUGAGCAUCGGACAUCUGGGGGACUCCCUGCAAACAUCGGUCUCCACACAUCGGAUCACGCAACUAGAAGGAGAUCGGAGGCAGAACCUCAUCGACGAGCUCAUCACCACACAGAAACAGCUGCAGAUAUCCUUUCUAAGUGAAGGCACAGAACCCGAUGUCAUAAGGUCGAGUCUGAUGAGUGGCGGAUCUACAGGAUACAACCCAUGGGUGAUGGAGGAACCAGAGGAGACGCGAGGUUUCGGGGUUGGCGAGCUGAGACAACAACAGCAGCGGAUGAUAGCAGAGCAGGACGCCGGCCUGGACGCCCUCUCAUCUGUCAUCGCCCGUCAGAAGCAGAUGGGGUACGAUAUUGGGAAUGAACUGGAGGAACAAAACGAGAUAAUUGAUGACCUGGCAAACCUCGUCGAAAACACAGACUCCAAGGUCCGCAAUCAGACGAGACAUGUGAAGCUUGUGGACAAGAAAUCUGGAUCAUGUGCCAUGAUGGUGGUUAUUGUUCUACUUCUCAUCGCUAUAGUAGUCGUUGCAGUUUGGCCAACGAAAUGACCAGGAAGGCAGGACCCGACAUCUCCGGUAAUGAAGACAUUGGCCCCUGGUCUGGAGUCCUGGCGGUCCGGUAAGAGGCUGCAGAAACGGACGACUCCAGCAACGGACGGACUAAUAUAUAUGAUUCUAACGAUUCUAACCCUCUCACACGAUUCGUCUUUUCUACACUCUUCCAAUGAUUAAUGCAAAAUAAAGCCGUUUUUUUUC
Bufo gargarizans (Asiatic toad) is the source of this 955-nucleotide messenger RNA. RefSeq names its product syntaxin 8 (gene STX8). NCBI's taxonomy places the organism in Eukaryota, Metazoa, Chordata, Amphibia, Anura, Bufonidae. Gene Ontology annotation, cellular component: endomembrane system; SNARE complex. The record is from RefSeq and is a predicted model, not a curated record. Gene Ontology annotation, molecular function: SNAP receptor activity; SNARE binding. Gene Ontology annotation, biological process: vesicle fusion; intracellular protein transport. The transcript is spliced from 8 exons. Bases 50 to 748 code for a protein of 232 amino acids.